GUUUCAUAUUUCUGAAGUAUGGUAGAAGUUCUGUUUGGAAAUCAAUCCAUAUUGUGUCUCCAUAUUUUGUUUCACAUCUGGAAAGGAUCCUUCUUUUGCUCUGAAACACGUCUCCAAACCCUGUGCAUUUUGGAAGUUUGCAAACCCCGUCUUCUUAUUGCAAUUCUUAAUAGUGCAUUAGUUGUUAAGAUUUAAUGAAGUUUAGGAGUUAAAAUGAAUUGGAGGAGUGGGCAUCCGUUGUUGUUGUGGCUCCUGAGCUUUGGCUGUAGUGCAAAGAGUGAGGAAAAUGAUUUUCCUGACUCAGUGGAGAAUCAAACAGGAGGGACAACUGCACAUGAAGUGCACAUGCCUUAUUGCCCUCCUGACUGCAGCUGUAACCUGGAUGGAACUGUAGACUGUGGUGGAGUGGAUCUAAAGGAAUUUCCCAGGAAUUUAUCAGAGUCAAUAUUGCACCUAUCUUUGCAGAACAAUGCUUUAGAGGUGAUCCCUAUGGAGGAGUUAUCAAGGCUUCAGAAUCUGGAGACUUUUAAUUUACAGAAUAACCGGCUUACAUCAAAAGGGCUUCCAGACGAUGCAUUUUGUUCUCUUGAGAACUUGCUGUAUUUAUAUCUGGCGAACAAUAAGCUUACAGUUGCUCCAAAAUACCUGCCGAAAACCUUGGUGAGUGCUGAUGUUGCAGCAAAUUACCUUACAAAGAUCUAUCCCCUCACUUUUGGGCAGAAGCCAAAUCUAAGGUCUAUUUAUCUUCAUAACAACAAGCUUACAGACGCAGGACUUCCUGAUCACAUGUUUAACGGAUCAGAUGGUGUUGGAAUAUUAAUCAUGUCAAGUAAUUUCUUGAAGUACGUUCCCAAGAAUUUGCCAAAGGAAUUAUUCAGAUUACAUUUAAAAGACAACAAACUUGAAAAGAUUCCAAAAGGAGCUUUUGAUCACCUUUCCAAUCUGCGAGAACUAUAUCUCCACAACAAUUACAUAACCAAUGAUGGAAUUGAUAAUGAAACAUUCUGGAAACUGUCAAGCUUGGAAUACCUGGACUUGUCAAGUAACAAUCUGACACAAAUACCCAGAGGGUUACCUCGGAAUAUUGUCCUCUUACAUUUGGAAAAAAAUGCUAUUAAAUCAAUACCUGGUAGCUGGCUGACGCAGAUAAAAAACCUUGAAUACCUCUUGCUUCAUAACAACAAGAUAAAGGCAAAAGCAAUUCAUCCACUUGCAUUCAAGGGGCUUAAAAAACUUCAUACCUUUCAUCUCUACAAUAAUAUGCUGGAAAGAAUUCCAAGUGGCUUACCACGCCGGGUGAAGACAUUAAUGCUUCUCCAUAAUCAGAUCACAGAAAUUUCCAGAAAUGAUUUCGCUUACUCAUACUUUUUGGUAGAGCUCAAUCUGAGUUACAAUAAACUAACAAGUCCUAAAAUCCACCCAGAGGCAUUCCGGAAAAUGAGGCUGCUUGAAUCUUUGGAUUUCUCUGGAAAUAAUCUAAAUGUAGUGCCCAGUGGUCUACCAAAGAAUUUGCAUGUAUUGAGGUUGAAGGAAAAUGAAAUAAAUUCAAUUCCCGAUGGCUCACUUUCAGGAAUGACAAAGCUAAAGGAACUCUUCUUGAGUAAUAACAAACUCAAACUGAACUCAAUAUAUCCAGGGGCAUGGAAACAAUUGACUAAUCUACAGCUUUUGGAUCUGUCAGGCAAUCAGCUUUCCUAUGUCCCUACUGAUCUGCCAGAGUCUCUUGAAUAUAUUUACCUCCAGAACAACCAGAUUUCUGUCAUCUCAGAGAAUGCUUUUGAAUCCACACCAAACAUCAAAGGAAUUUUUCUCAGAGACAACAGACUUACAACUAGUAGAGUAAAAGAAAUUGCAUUUGAGAAGCUGAAGUUCUUGCAAGUGUUGGAUAUGGGGGCCUACUCUGAGUCUGCUACUGAAUCCAAAAAGGACGGUGGCACAUCAGGAGACAAUUUGGAUAAUGACAGUGAACAGGCUACUCAGAAUGAUAAAUAAUUUUCUGUGAAAAAAUAACCAAGAUAUUCAGUGCAGUGUCUUCCAUACACUGUUGGCUGGUAUUAAUCUGUUGAAGUCGUCUAAAAUAUCUAUUUCUGCUACUCUAGGUUGUCCCUACUCACCUAACCUCUAAGCUCUAC
Messenger RNA from Chiloscyllium plagiosum (whitespotted bambooshark), 2132 nucleotides. It is a transcript of the gene podn, whose product is annotated as podocan. The record is from RefSeq and is a predicted model, not a curated record. Gene Ontology annotation, molecular function: protein binding. NCBI's taxonomy places the organism in Eukaryota, Metazoa, Chordata, Chondrichthyes, Orectolobiformes, Hemiscylliidae.